Alnus glutinosa is the source of this 1516-nucleotide messenger RNA. Its product is annotated as class V chitinase CHIT5b-like. Lineage: Eukaryota; Viridiplantae; Streptophyta; Magnoliopsida; Fagales; Betulaceae. Gene Ontology annotation, biological process: carbohydrate metabolic process; chitin catabolic process. The transcript has 2 exons. Gene Ontology annotation, cellular component: extracellular region. The record is from RefSeq and is a predicted model, not a curated record. Gene Ontology annotation, molecular function: chitinase activity; chitin binding. The coding region runs from base 110 to 1249 and encodes 379 amino acids.
UUUCUUUGGUUAAGAUCACCAUCUACCUGUCUGGAAAGAAAAAUCAAAGCCCCUAGAAACUGGUUUUUUCUAUAUAAUAUCUCCAAUUGAGAGACCUUAAUUUCCAACCAUGGCAAGCCUCGACUUUGUGCACUUCCUUUCUAUUGUAUACUCCUUGUUCAUCAUUGCCACUGGAUGCGGCGUCAUGGCCUUGUCUCCGGCCGUCAAAGCGGGUUAUUAUCCGUCAGGGGCUUUGGAUAAUCUCCCACCUUCAGCCAUAAAUACAUCAUUAAUCACCCACGUCUUGUAUGCUUUUCUUGUGCCCAACAAUAUUACUUUUGAGUUUGACAUUUCAAAUUCAAAGGCGACGAUCCUCUCAAACUUCACCACCACCCUUCAUCACAAGAACCCCCACGUUAAGGUUCUUUACUCCAUCGGUGGAGGUGGUAUUGAUCCCAACCAUUUUGCUGCCAUGGCCUCCGCUGCCUCCUCCCGUCGAACUUUCAUACAUGCAACUAUAGAGGUUGCUCGAAAAUAUGGGUUUGAUGGGCUUGACCUUGAUUGGGAAUUCCCUGAAAGCCCAAAAGAAAUGGAUGAUUUUGCCCACUUGCUAAAAGAAUGGAGGCAUGCAAUCCAAGAGGAGGCUAGGGGCACAAAUAGGCCUCCCCUAUUGCUCACUGCCGCUGUGUACUACUCGGCGGAAUUCUUAGUAUAUGGAAGCCACCGCUCGUACCCGACAGCUUCGAUCAAGGAAAACUUGGAUUGGAUUAAUGUGAUGUGUUACGAUUAUCACGGAUCAUGGAACACGUCGGUGACGGGGGCCCAUGCUGCAUUGUUUGAUCCAAGAACUAAUUUGAGCUCAAUCUAUGGGCUCAAGUCGUGGAUCAAGGCUGGAGUACCUGGGAACAAGGUGGUGAUGGGCUUACCGCUCUAUGGGAAAACAUGGAAGCUCAAAGACCCAAAUCUGCAUGGGGUUGGAGCACCUGCCAUUGGCGUGGGUCCUGGAGAUGACGGUGUGCUACUUUUCUCGGAGGUGGAGGCAUUCAAUAAGAGGACCAAGGCCACCAUUGCAUAUGAUGUGGACACUGCCUCGGUCUAUUCUUUUGUCGGGACAACGUGGAUUGGGUACGAUGAUGCACUAUCGAUAACAGUGAAGAUUGGGUUUGCUCAAGCCCUUGGGCUUCGUGGGUAUUUCUUUUGGGCCAUUAGCUAUGAUAACGAAUGGAAAGUCACAACACAAGCUUCAAGGGCAUGGAUCGUUGACAAAUGAGAUUGGAGCUUCAUUAUUUACCCUGAAAUAAGCUCUCCAGACUCGAGAGAUUCCAAAUAAAACCUCCACCUUCUACGUGGUGUAAAGUAAAACCAAAUUUUCAUGUUCUAAUUGUUUUUAUCAGUUUAUAAGGCUGGAUGUGGUAAUUAAGCUCAACUCAUGUAUCUAUGUUCCUACUUGAACUGAUCAAGACCAUCUCAUGGGGAUAUAAAGUGACAAGAAAGGAAAAAAGAAAAGAUAAAUAAAUUUUACGUUGAACAGAAGAUA